UUUUGUUUUAUGUUGGCCGUAUUGAUUCGGUUGUCAACAACUUCAGAGUGGAGGUGCGAAGUGAUUGCGCGUAGUGUUAUUGUUUUGUGGAAAAAAUUGUGAAACCUAACUAAAUUCUAUUCGUUUUCCCUAAUAUUUCAUUACAGUUCUUACCUUUGUUCUUAUAUGUUAAUUUUCUAUGUGGAAUAUGUCAAUCUUAAGCGCGAUAACACUGGUUGACAUCGGCCAGGGCCGCCACCAACCUGGCUGCGGCGACGCGCGUCCGCUGUGAGCAGUUUCGUAGCGACUCUUUGCGUAUUGGCCACAGCGGGGAGAAGGCGCCACGUGUGGGCCUGCGUACAACCGGGGGCGGGCGCUUUGCGCCGCCCCAACACUUAAUUCAUACCCGCCAAAUGGUUUAUUGACACCGGGGAAGAGUAAGCGUGAUGUAGCGGCGGACCCGCACAUCAUCGCGCCGGACCCGUUCGCAUCAGACGAUCGUUUAGAUGACCUCACACCCGAUGAUCUGUUCUUACUGACCACGUGGGUGGAACCGGACACGAUGAAUACGGGUGAAGCUGAACCAUCGUCUGGUUUAAAUGGAAGGUUGAGACCGAGAAAAUCUAUCAUACCUAGUCCUAAAACUUCUAAGAACACUCGCAAGCCCGAUACCAAACCAGCUCUGGACAGACCCAAAAGAACCAGCACACCGUCCAAAGCGUCUCCAAACAAAUCAGAUGAUCUCACUGACAAGGCUGACUCACCCGCCACGCAAACUCUCUGCCCCUAUUGCGAUAAGACUUACUUCUCUAAGCAGGCCCUCUCCAACCACGUGCGACGCACGCAUCUCUCCGCGGCGAAACACGACAGCGCGCUCGGCUGCCUCUUCUGCGGCCACGGCGAGGCGGACGCCCGGGACAUCAUCCGCCACAUGGUCGAUAGCCAUCCCAACCAAUACUUCGCUUGCUCCGACUGCCACACCAGGUUCCCGUCGACGGCCGAGCUGGCCGAGCACAAACUCAACGUUUGUGAAAAACAAAAGUUACCAUAUCGUAACAAAUUGCGCCAAAAAGUAACACCCAAAAAGAGUCAAAAGAAUAUCACCGGACGUAAUGACUUCGAGAAUGAUGCUAAAGAUUUUCCUAAAGAGCAAGGUUUUAACGGUAUUGUAAUUUCCUGCGAAGUGAAAUCUUCGCACUUGCACGACCUAGCCGACAUCGAGGAUAACAUAACUACGAAUUUCAUUUUGCCUCCCGGCAAGAACUUAGUUAAUGGCGCAGUCGUCGAGAAAAAUGCAGUUAUCAUCUUAGACGAUUUACAAUGGAGUAAGAGAGGUCCACCGAAUUUUUCCUUUCAAAACACUGAUGCCGACCAAAUACUCUCCAGAUUAGGAGUCGUCCAUAGAUCCCCCAGAACCGGGGAAUCCACUGCCAGGGAAUGGUUGAAAAAUAAUGAUGACUCUCAUCAAAAAUUUGAAAAGUGUUUUGAUACGAGUUUUUAUUCAAAAGUUGCUAGCAACGUUCAAGAAAAUUUAACCAAGUUUCUCGAUGGUUCUUGUAAUUUCAAUCCUGACCCGGAGAACACGAUAAAAACCAGAAAAGCUAAAAACAUCGUUGCGAUCAAUACCGUAGAAGGAUUUCCAAUACUACUGGCAUGCGAGCAGUUCUCACGGCACGGCUUCGACGGGUACAUGCCGCGGGCCAUAGCGCCCAAGCACAAAUGGAAAUGGGACAACCUGGAGAACGACAAGAGCCUCAUGAGCCCCGAGCAGCUCAAACGCGACUCGCAUACCAACAAUUGUAUCAUAUCUCUGGUCUCCAGCCUAGACAUAUGGACUCAGCUGUGCAUGAGGCGUAAAUAUGAAAGCAAGUUUAAUAAAUCACCAGUACAAAAGAAGACUGAAAAGCAAAAAAUUAUUGGUAAAGAAUUGAAAGAAAUACUCGAAAGCAGAGAAUUGCCUGCGUCGACAUCUCAGGUGGUCAAGUACACGGGGCCUCCAGCGCCGGGCCGCUCGCCUGCAGAGUUCCCCGCCUCCCUGGGCCUGGUGCCCACCGCGCCGAGCUUCGACCUCAAGCCGGCGGUGCUGAGCGGCGAGUGGGUCCGGCCCCGGUGCUACGUGUGCUGCGCGUGCGGCGCGCAAACUCACGACUCCAAAGGGCUUUCCUCGCACAUAUCCGCGGAACACCCGAAUGCUCAGAUACAGCACUAUGAAAUCGUCGGAGAUGUGCUUCUGAACUCCGAUAUAUUGAAACACUUGUAUGUGCCUCCGAGUCAGGUGAACAAUCGAACUCGCCCUCUUCGAGGAUUCAGGGAGUGCACUAAGUGUAGAAAGUCCAUUUCGAUAGAAGAUUUACAUCAACACAUGCUAGAUUGCGCGGGGGACACGCCUGCAGUUCGUAGGAAAUGCAGGCAUCGUCCGUUCGGAGUCCGCAAGCGACGGCCGCGCCUUCCGGAUAACACGAUUCGCAAGAAAAUACGCAAGGACAUUAGAACGCGACACAGUCGAAAAAAUCAUUUGAGAUCCAGGCCGAGGAUAAGAACCGAGGUCGGGGAUGCUGAAACCAUACGAAAAAUGUUAGCCGAUUUACCUGCUAAACGUCAUCGCGUUAUGGUAAAACCCUUAAACCCGACAGUCCGCCCCCGAAGAAAUCUUAAACAAACAAGAAAUAAACUAGUUAUGAAGAAAAGAAUGACUGAAGAAACCAAAAAUUCCCAAAGAGAGAGUUCGUCCCAAGUUACUACAGCCAGUGCGGGUGCCGAAGGUUCCAAGAAGCAUCCACGCGCUCCUGACGACCGCCCUCCCGGAAGACCGUUUAAGACCACAGCAAAACGUGUAGUAUCCAAAAUAAUACGCAAAAACGAUUCUUUCAAGAAAAAUACUGUAACCAAAUCAAAAAGAAAAAUCGUCCUUCAAAAGGACCCAAAAGUAAACGUCUCUUCUGUAGUGGAAACCCCUCCAACAGACAAUGGGAAGAACAGUGUGCAAGUAGAACAAUUAUCUAUAGAAAACAACCCUGAAAGAAUUAAUAUUAGUGAUGGUUCUUACAAUACCAGAGGGCACAGCAGCCGCUCUAGCAAUAACUCAAAUAAUCGAGACAAUCAAAGCCCUGAUCCUAACAAUGGCCAGAACAGUAACUCACGAGAUUCCUUUGCUCCAUCGCAAAAUGUCCCUUUGAAGCAUUCAAUUGCCAGUCUGACAGCGAGCUCUGAAACACACGAUAAAUCUGUUCAAUUUCAUCAUUUAUUUUUAGUCCAGCAAGAAUGCAACAACCUUAACCAACAUUUGCCAGCAGGACAAAGAAUGCUUUUUGAAAACGAAGCAGUUGUAACCAAGUUGGAUAAACCGCCUUUACAUUUUAACCAUCGCCGACCCUUAGAUCUCCAAGCUUAUCAGAAAAGUAAGCUAAAUAAACCAAGAAAGGGGUUAAAUGAUUGUAUAGCGAUGUUGAAGAAUAAAUUAGUGGAACCAAAUACAAGCACAUUGCCAGGCCAUGUGUCUGUUCAGUGCGGUGACGAUGAACCUUUGGAUCCAGAGCCGAUUGUUGCUGAGCGACGACAUUCUACGACUGAAUUGAACGCAGAUUACACGCAAAGAUCAGAUUUUGUUCAUGAACAUAUUCCAAAGAAAGCUGUAGAAGAAAAUGCGCAAUCUUCAGCUAGCAAAAGUAGGGUGACCCGAAGGUCUAGCUCGACACGACAUGGACUUAGUUCCCGUAGCGACAAAGCGGCAGAAAUUUUAUCUAGUGACGAAUUGAUGCAAUGGAGGCAGUUUUACUAUGAUAGUCAAAUGCUGACUGCUCAGAAUAUUACCGAAACUUAUACGAAACGUGAAUCUUCUCGACGUCGAAAUUCUCUCGUACCCACUGAUGAUCUAUUGCUUCAACAUGCUAUGAAUCUAGACUUAUUAAGUAAAAGCAAAGAAUUGACGAAAUUGGCUGAAUUUAAUCCUUAUCCUAGUGUAUCAACACACCAUAACACGCCUAAGAAAAAUAAUCGCAGAGAUAGCCAGAAAAACAAAGCAUCUACCAAUGUUCAAUCUACAAGGUCUAAAACUAAAGAUAAUGGAACGACGCGUGAAAAAAAUAUAGAAUUGAAUAGUAAUCAACCAAACAAACAAACCAAGCAAAGUAACCGCAGUAAAUCAGUUAUAAAUUCCUCAUCUAUUAAGAGAAAUUCUGAUAAGAAUAAUACAAAAAGUGCCCAAUCAUGUAAUACAGUGGCCCCUCCAGAAAAACUUAUUGAACCUUAUACUCAAGGAGCUGUAGCAGAAGAUACAACGGCAAACUUAAACAUUGAAAAAAGAAUAUCGCCCGUAAACAGGUCGUCGGAAGAACAUCGAUCACAGACUUUAUCACGUAACACGCCUGUUGUAGAAUACACGAGUAAUCGUGAUAUUCCUCACACUCAUUACACUGUGCAGCACGAUGCUGCCCGUUCAGGUCCUUUGGAUUUAUCAAAUAAGAUAACGAACAAAAAAGAUUCGUUUCAAUAUGUUCCACAGGAACAAUUUCCUGUCGUGGCGUACGACACCUAUGAGACAUUAGAUUUAUCUAAUAAAAAUUUAGGAACAUUGCCUGUCCGAGACACGCAGCUAAGCAGUGACGAUGUCGUAGAUUUGCGCAUUAAUUACGCUCACGCAUCUCUUCAAUCGAGGUACACACCGCUGAUUCCUGAAUUAGUUAAUACCGAAGUAGAAGAUGACAAUGCAACUGAUUUAUCCGUAAGACGCGACGAAGAUUUUCCCACUGACUUAUCAAUGAACAGAAGAGAUUACAGUACGCCUAGUAAUUCCUAUGAGAAAACGGCAGAAGGUCACGGCCGUUCACCGAUAAAUUAUAUUCGAGAUUUUUCCAACCCGAUCAGGCACGUUGAAGAUAGGUGUAUUAUUGUACAUGAAUAUUUUGACGAAAAUUCGGAAAGGAUUGUGGUGGUCGAAAAUGAAGUGCCCGCUGACUUUUCAAGUAGAAGAAGCUUGAGUAGAUCUAAUAUGAGCAUCAUGGAAGGACCGAUGCAUCUGAAUACAUAUGCAAACAAUGCAGAAUCUAAUGAUGAAAAUGUUCCGGCUGAUUUGUCUGGAAAAAGUAGACCAUUUAUGCCAACCAAUGGUGCCACUAUUACUAACACGGUUUGCAAUUAUGAUAACUAUGAUACCCAACAAGCGCCACGUUGUUUGAGUUCUGAUCAAAUUAUUGACUAUCGCUUUAAUCGGCCAAUACAAACUCCUUCAGAAACCAAUUUCACAAGACCAAGCACUCGAAAGUCAAUUUCCUAUGGUGAACCCUCAGUACAUUUCGACACAACAUUGAACACAGCUUUGAGAGCUUGUAUAACACAGGAUUUAUCAGCCCAUGACGGUUCAGUGAACAAAAGUAAAAACUUUGAACAAAUCGAUUACUCCAACUCCGAAGUGCCGUUAAGUUUAGUUUCGAAAUCAGCUAUCGAGAGUACGACUCGCAACUCUUCACGUAUUUCGAAAUCGAAAAAAACAGAAACUGAGAUGACUGCCUCAGCUUACACUACAGCGAACAUUAGUGUUCCAGUUUCAAUUACUGAACCUAUAUAUACAAGUGCCACAGUGGUUUCAACUGUAAACACUCUCACAGCUAGUAAAAAUAUAGAAACAUUAAAUAUAACAACGGAGAGUAAUGAGACACAUUGCACUGAAUUAUCUGAGACACACGAUCUGUCAUCCGAUGAUAAAAAUUCAGAAUCAAAAAAGUUACCAGUUACCAAUACUCUGACUACAACAACUUCUACAAGGGAGACAGAUCAAAGAAAACCAGAAACAGUUAAUAUUAGCAAUAGUACUGCAAAUUCAGAUCAAGAUCCUGAAACUGCCAGAAAAAUCGCCUUGUUACCAAAAGAGCUUGUGGAGAUAUUGGGAACUAUGCCUGUUGAUCAUCGAAACCAACUUUUGAACGUACUACCCCAAUACGUAUCGACAUCAACGUCGCCCGUAUCUCAUACUAAAACAGUCGAAGGCGUUACUUGCAACUCGGGAUCUGCGGGAAAUAUAGUUAAAGCAGUUAAUCAAGACACAAAAGAGUUUAAGUUUGAGGCUAAUUCUGAGGAUGGACGUGUGAAUAACACUUUUUCUCCAUCUUCUAAAAACUUUCAAUUUUCUGAAUCGUCACCAAUUUCUGUGUCAAGUUCGAUACUUUUGACACCGCCAACUCCUCAGCUGUCCGAACGAUAUUCACUCCAGUCUCAAGAAAGUAGUGAAAUACAGAUGUAUAACACGAGAAAAUCCCGUGCGUCAAUCGAGGAACAAACGCCUUCAACGAGUGUUGAUUCAAACAAAUUAAAUGUUGGCUCAAAUAUGCUUGCUGUGAAAAGGUUAACAAACACCAUUGAUAAGAAUGACCCAGAUAGAGUGAUUGAUUUAACUGUGGAUGAAAAUUCGUCAGAAAAUACAGAAUCAACAAAUUUAGAAUCUGUUAUUCACACAAAUAUGAUCAAUGUAUCAACUAAAGAUAUAGCUUCGACAGCAGUUAUUUCUAAGUCAAAGGUACAAAAGACGAGCAGUGACAAAACUGCGAGCUUAAGGGCAGUGCGUAUUAAAACACCCUCCGAAAGACAUCGCUCUAUGGUGUCAGAAAAUACAAUGGUCAGCAAACAAAAUAAAUCGUCCCUUACUAUUAAUGUACAAGAUGACACUAGCAAAGAAUCUGAAAAUAUUAGUCCUAUGGCUAUUCAACAAGCUGAAGUUAGUAGUACGCAGCAUCGUCCCGUACUAAGGACAUCUGAAACACCCAUGGAAUCUCCUACUGAGCAACAUCUCAAGACAGAGAAAUUGAUUGAAAAGAAAAACAACGACGAAGUUCCCACUGUAACCGAUAAAACAAAUUUAGUAACCUCUACCCUUUCAAAAGAUAUGAACUCGAAUUUUAAUAAUGAAUGUCCCACUAUCGUUUGCAAUAACAAUUCUACUUUAACUCCAGGAGAAACAAUAAAUGUCUCAUCUUCAAAAGGAUCAUAUAGUGACUUUGAUAUAAAUGAUAAGACAAAAGCGAUUCACGACGUGCCUCCGAAGGAAAAUGAUAUAAUUGAAAAACCAUCGUUGUUCAAUACUCCUAAAGAUUCUACUUUGAUAGAAGAUGAUGACUCUGAUGAUGAUAUUUCACUAGCUGUUAUAGUAAAGCAAAAACAGAAAGAUUCAAAUUUAGUUUCUAAUUCGAACCAGAAUACAAAAAUUGAUGUUGAAAGAAAACUAUCAGGAAAUAAAAAGAAAAGAAAAGCGAAGAAAAUCAGUAAAUCUAAAGAGAUUUCUAGUGAUAAAUCUUUAAUAAAAGAUAAACUCGAAUUUACCAAAAGUACACCUACAGCUAUUGUUAGCGAAAUUAGUUUAAUAAAUAAGGAACGCGUAUGUAAUGAAAGCAAUUUAAUUGAUAAGAUAUCCCAUGGUAAGAAGAAUUCUAGAAAAGGGAGACGCCUUAACAAUGCUCAAAUUAUCAAAUACUCGGAUAGAAAAGAUCAAAAUAAUGACAAUAAAGCUUACGAAAAUGAAAUUAAUAAAGAAAACAAUGUUUCUUCUGACAUAAUUAAAAAUACGGAAUCUACUGAAGAAUUAUUUAAAUUAAAAACUAUUGACCAAGAACCUAAUUUAUCUUCGUCUAAUACAAUAGUAAAUACCGAAAUUAAUAACAUAGACUGUCUAAAUCCUCCAGUAAAGAAAGAUAAAAGUAAGAAAAUGUUGGAAAUACAUACAGCAUGCGGCCAAUCCACCAACGAAAUUUCAGAAAUCAAUAAAGUUGUCAGUGAAAAAAGUGACCCAAGACAGAAUGAUUCAAAACUUAAGCAGUCUCAAAAUCUUUUAAAUUCUUCUUGUAUUGAACAAUCCUUACCACAACCUCAGGCAGGCACUGAAACUGAAUCAGUAUUAAGCACUGCAGAGGUAUCCGAAAACCGUAAUGAAAUCAUAGAGUCCAAGAGCGAUGAUCUUAAACUUCAUUCCUUGAAUAAAACCGAUAAAUCAAAAGACUUAAGUGGUGAAAAAUGUACGAAAAGUAAGAAAGUUAGUAUCGAAAUUUGUGCUGCUACUAAUAUGAAUUCUGAGAUAGAAGAAACAAACGUAACACCAUUACGUCGUAGUAGACGUGGCAAAUCAUUAUUUAUUGAUAGUAACUCCACUACGACUGUCAAUCCUGCUUGUCGAGAUAAUGCUAAUGAACAAAGAGCUCCACUUACUAAAAAACAAUUAAUAUUUUCGAAACUUUUAUUGGAUGAAAAAAACCACAACAAAACAUCUUUGAAUGUUGGUCCAGUGAUAGUUGAGAAAAACCUCCAUAAAACGCCUUCAUAUACUAACCCAGAAAAGACGGAAGGCGCCUUCAACAAAAUGUCUUUAAAUAUUAACCCAAAAAUGGUCGAAGAAAACUCUAGUAAAUCUUUAACAGUUCCAAUUCUAAACGAAAACAAAAAUAAUUUAGCUUUAUGUAUCGCUUCAAAAAAACAAAAAGAUCAAGAUUUGGAAACUCAAACAGAUUCGUCGGCAGAGUGUGACAGUAGUAUAGUUAAUGAGAACUCUUCUGCAAAGAAAAAUACGAAUACACGAAACACAACUAUCAAUAAACGAAAAAUAUCCCCCCAAUGUAAAAGAAAAUCAAAAAAGAAAAAAUCCUUACGUAAUCAAACUAAGUCUGAGGAUACCGAUGUAGAGUUACAACAGAAAGUCAAUACAGAAAAUGAAGUAAAUCAGAAUAUAGUAGAAAAUAAAGAAACACCCUUGAUAAUGAAUGAUUUGGUUUCUGAAAUACCGUCUAAGAUUAAUGAAGAGUUGGUUAAAAAAGAUACGAGUGAAGUAAAUGUUGACUGUAUAAGUUCACCUACUAAUUUGGAGUCUCCGAAUAUAAGUCCAAAACCUUUGCCAAUUGAAAAAAGAAAAUCCUGUUCUCCAGUAAGACAAGAUUCUUUGCAAAGUUCGAAGCCAAAGAAAUGUAAAUUAAACGAUGAAAAUGAAAGUAUCGUAGGUGCAAUUAGCAGUAAAGAAGAUGAAACGGGAAGUACAGUAGAAUUAAAAAGUCUUGAAAACUGUGUAGUACCUGCGAAAAAUGUUACUUGCUAUAACAAACCAGCUAGACGUGCACGUUCUAAAUCUGUUGUUGUGAAAUCUUCUGGCGCCGAUUUUUAUGAUCCUUAUGACAUUGACUUGGAAGAUAUGGUAGAUAAAACAGAAAGAAAAGAAAUAUCUGCUAAAAUGAGUUUUAGUUCUUUUAAAUCGUCAAUCGCAGCUAAAACACGAAAAUUAAGCAAAACAACGACUGCUAUAAUAGACAUAAAUACUAAUGUUUUGGUUGAUGAUAACGAAAAAGUACCUGACCGUAACGACGAUAACAUUGGUUUUCACAAAAACACUCUUCUUUGCACAAAAGAUGGUAGUAGUGAUUCUGACGAUUCAUCAAAAAGUGAUGUCCCUCUAAAGAAAUAUGCUGAAGAGAAGGAGAAAAAAUUGGCUGAAAUGUCACUUACGAUGGGUCGCAAUAAAAAUCGUAGUGAUAAUAUUGAUGAAUCUAACGAGAAGUGGCAAGAUAAAUCGAAGGCAAGAAAAAAGCAUGAUCGAUCUAUUUCAGUAAAUAAGAAAGAAGAAAAAAUUGCAGAUGAUAAAAUUGAUAGUGAAAAAGAUCUUCGAUCUGAACAAUUUAUGGAAAGCUUUGGAUUCUUUUCUGAAAGAAAACCACGUAAAUCUAAUUUGCUUGCUACGAAAAAAAUAUCCGAAACAUUCCAUAUUAUAGCUAAUGAUAGUGACGAUGUUUAUUUUGCGACAAAAGAUCGUGGUAGUAAAAAAGGAUCAGCUGAUAAUAGAAAGGAAGACACAAAAAAUUUGAAAGGAUCUUCGGUUUCACCAACAAAGAAACCCGCGAAGCGUGUUAGAAAAAAGAAGAGUACAACUCCUGAACAGCUUGAACCAAGAUUUUGCACCGUAUGUAAAAAAGCAUUUCGUAGAUCUGAUAAUUUCUUGAGACACCAAAUGACUCUAUAUCAUGUAUCUAGGUUAUGUGAAGUAGAGUUGAAAGUUAAGGCAGUAAUAAUUGAGGAAGAACCAAAUUAUUUAAUAGCGUAUAAACAACAGUUAGAAAGGUUAAAGUUAUUACAAGAUAAAAUAGCCAAAAGAAAAAAGAAUAGCUUACCCACUUCUGAUAUUGUUUUGCCAACAUUAGAAGAAAUUCUAGCCGAUGUCAAAAGGACAAUCCGGGAACAGGAACUGUCUCGACGGGAGUUAAGUAGGGACGAGGCGCUAUUUGUAGAUUGCUGUGAAAUGUUAAAACAAUCACAUAAAAAAGAUAUUCUACCUGAAACUAAACGAGUUCGACUAUGUAACAGUUUUAAUUGUCCGCAGACAAGUGAGGAUCAGUUGGCGUUAUUGGAAAAGAGACUUGACGAUACAUGCGAAAUUAAAAGUGACGAAGAUAUGGAUGCUAUCACUGCGAAAAAUAUAUUAGAAAGUGAUGAAGUUCGUAAUUUAGAAUAUGACUUGAUAUCUAAUCUUAAAGAAGCCAAUGGUCUGAAAGGAUUUGCUAGGCUUCGAAUACACUCGUCGGACGAGCUGACAGGAAACGUUUCAGAAGUAUUGGCUUCUACAUCUAACUAUCAAAAAGAUUUUAACUUUGAAGCUACAGAAGAUUCAGUCGCUACCAAGCCCAAAAGACACCCUGAAGUAAAAGAUAAAAUGUACCCGGACCUGUAUGAUAACAUAGACAUGUUUGAAGACAAAUUUGACAAAAUCAAAAGAAAAUGUAGAUCUCAAGCGGCAGCCGCGAAGCAAAUUCAGACACAGGUGGAUCCUAAUCUGAGUCACAAAAACCAGAAGAAGUCCGAUAGAAAGAAAGGAAAGAAAAGCUCUAAAAAAAGUCAAAACAUUGUGCCCACCAAAGGAGCUCUGAAAGGAUUCGACGGCAUAAAGGUUUCAAUAUUAACAUCGGACAUCGACAUGUCUGCAAUCGUCCCUCCCGUAGGAAAUUCGUUUAAAAAGAAGAAAAAGAAUACUUCCAAAAGAAAAAGAGAGCGAAAGAGUUCCGACGUGAGUAGUAAAUCUGACAGCGAUCAUGUAACUAAAGACUCAUCUCAGAGAAAAGUGGACGUAUAUGAAUUCCUAGACACAGAAGAUGCUGAAUUGUUUGAAUUCAGACCGUCCACUUUAAUGGAGAGAUUUAAAAGCAUAAGUAAUAAAGAAACGCCAAGCACAUCGAAGUCGUAUUCGAACGAAUUGGCGCAUUCCUCCAGUGAAAGUGUAUCUGACGGAGACGACUUUGUGUAUAUGGACGACUUGCUGUUCAGCGAGGACGAGACCGAGAAUAGUGUGCUCUCGUGCGAGAUAGGGUGCGGGAAAGGCAACAACGAGACGAAGAAAGCGUCGCCGCUCAAGAGGAAAGAUGUCAUCGAGAAGAACGCGGUCAUGGGCAAAAUAUUCAAGCACAAUGCAGUUCGUACCGAUAAAAAGAACACUAAACAUUUCGCGAAGCCUAAAGCUAAUCUCGAUCAGUUGUUUGAUAGUUUACUUGAAAAUGAGCCUAAAGAACAAUCGAAGGAUGAAGCACCUCCUAAAGAAGAUACUCCGUCUGCUAGCACGUAUUGUAGUCUGUCGCCGAAAAGGAAGGAGACCGUACAGUCGAAACGUGACGAGCUGCCUCCCGUCGUUCUGUCGAGGAAACCCGAGCCCAGCAUGGCCGUGACUCCUUUCGAAGAAUUAAUCAGUCAACGAAACGCACAUAAAUAUGAAUCCGCAAAAGAAUACACUCAGCUGAACCGCGCGAAUAAAUCGAACACUCCAUUCGGCAAGUACCGAGACACAGGCGUGGCCGAUGACGACGAUUGCAAAUCCAAGUAUCGCGAUUCGCACGACGAGGUUCUGCACUCGCCUGCGAGAGACGGCGAGGACGAGGCUUCGGAGGCGGGCGGCGUGGCGCGGCAGCGCGCGCGGCGCAAGUGCGCGGUGGGCAAGCAGAACGUAUUGGCGGAGACAUGGAGCUCGGAGUCGGAGCCGGACGCGGCGCCGCGGCCCACUAGCGCCGAGUCGGUGCUCGCGGCGCACGCGCGGCGCCGUCGCGCGCGGCGGCGCCGGCCCGCGCCCAGCGCGCGCACGCGGCCGCCGCCGCUGUGCUGGCCGGGCGACGCCGCGCCUGAGCACCCGCAACAGCACGGCUGGAUCGUGGGCGACAGCCACAAGAAGCUCGUCACCAUGCUGGCGCACGCCAAGGGCCGCAAGCGCAGCCACGACGAGCGCCGGCCGCUGCUCGAGUGAGCGCGCACCUCGCCUGGCCCAUUGUAAAUAUCUUGUACAUAAUAUUUUAGCUCUUUAUCAAUGUCACUUUUUAUGACAUUUCGACCAGAAGUUUAAUCUAAACUUUCUUUAUGUUCCGUUUUGUACAUACUGUAUAUCUUUUAUAUUAUAUUUUUAUUGACCCAGCUUGCAUUGCAAUCUUAAAACAUGAGUAAAAUUAGAUUUUUUUUAUAUAUUAGCUAAUUAUAAUAUUAUAUUAUUAAUGUGACUUUAUUUCAAUCAUUUUGAUUCGAAUGAUCAUGUUAUUUUUAAUUUAAAAUGGACGUUUAUUAGAAAUGUUUUAUAUCCAAUGAAAAGUUUAUUCGAGGGGAUGCAAGCAUAUUAUCUCCCCACGAAUCGGGAGCUAAGAGAAUAGGCGUUCGUAGAGUUAGUCAUAGAAUAUCAGCGCUAAUUUAAUGUGUCUAAUAGAAAUCUUUCCAGAAUAUAUACACUAUCAUGUUAUCAGUACCAGCGCUUUCGUAUGUGUUAUACUUUAUCUACAAAAACUAUUUUUAAAUUUUUUUUUUGCCGCGUGAACCCGACGGCCAAUUUUACGAAUUGCAAUUUACAUUUUACAUGGUGACAAAAACGCAAACAUUUAAGAUUUUGUUAUAAGACUUUAUAACGUUUGAAAAUAUGUUGGCUUUAAUAUAAUUUUAUUUAGUUAGGUAUAUUUUUUAAGAUACAGCGUCAUGUAAAUAAGUUAGAUGUGAAUUCCACUAUUGAAAUAUAUGAUAUAAACUGAAAUCGAUGUGUAAAUGUGUAGUAAACGCCCUUACCCUUCCGUGCGUGGUCGGUUAACAGGCGACCUAUCGAUCGACACUCCCAACUGUUGUGUGGUUACAUUUCUUGUAUUAUAUUAGUUGUAUUGUACUUGCAUGACAUUUGGAGAAAUGCGGAUAUCAUAUUAUUAUUAUCGACGAAGACCUCUGAGCCGCCAGACCUUAUUCUGAGAAACAAAAUGUACGGGAUAGAGUAGCGUUACUGUAACUUACGCAUUAUAUCUACUAGCUUGGGUCGAUGGCCAAUUUAAAGCUAUCAGCUGCUAAACGUACAUUACUGACUUUUCUUAGACUGAGUGCUGGUCUUUAUGUAUGCUUCUUAAGUAUCAUAGUAUAAAAAUUACGACUCGAGACUACAACAAGUACAAGAUUAAAUCCGACAUUUUUUGCGAGCUUUAAAGCUUCUGGUGGAAAUAUCCGUCGACGAGAAGUGAUUCGCAUUGCUGAAUAUAUAGAAUAAUAAAUUAUUAUGAUAAAUAUUCUGUAAAACAUACGUAAAAAUCAGCAUUCCGACUUUAGGGAGAGUGAGUAUUGUUUUUAAAAAGAAAGAAUUUUAUUUCUGCAUGCUGUAUGUAAUUUUUUUAUUUUUGUUUUAUCAUAGGUGUUUUUAGCAUCUGCUGAUACCUAUGAAUUGGCCGUCGGCACAAACUAGCAGAUAUGCGUACAUUAAAAAAAUGAUUCCGACGAAUUGAGAACCCUCCACCUUUUUUGAAGUCGGUUAAAAACUAUACACUAGAAAUUCAAAUUAAUAACUUAGGUCCACCUAUAAUACUUAUUUGUACACACAAUACACAGUAUGAUACUAUUUAAACAAAUAGUUGUGUGCACACAGUUAUAAUUCUCCUAUUCAUUCCUUUGUACACGAAACUAAAACUAAAAUUUUGACUAAACUAAAAUUAAUAAUAAUACCUAGAAAAUAAAUAAUGUCUGGCGAUUCUGGGAUCUUGCUCUUUAAUCAUUGUGAAUUAAUUUUAAUGUGAAAAUAAAAUAAUUUAUUUACAACAUUUUAGCUAUAUUAUGUUCAAAUUGCUGAGAGAAACGAUUUGCUUCGAUAUACUCGUAGUUCGAGCAGGCCGGUGAAGUGGCAGCGGUGUAAUAUUAUUUUGAUUCAUUUUCGUUCAUUGCUGUUUUGAGUAGUGAACACCGGAUCUUAAGUUAGUUAUCGAUGUUUUCUAGUCCAGGGAAUAACUCUGCGAGCCUCGUCAUCGGCCUCUGAACCUUUGUGAUGGUGUAUCUUUUUCCGUUAUAAAGACUUAUUUUGAAGUUUUACUGGAAUCCUGACUUAGCGUGUGUAACGAGUUAUUUUACCUAUUUUAGCGAAUGAAAGGAACGAGUUAAUUUCUUUAAAUAAAGCUCAAUGUUGAAA
Messenger RNA from Maniola jurtina (meadow brown), 14383 nucleotides. RefSeq lists its product as uncharacterized. The record is from RefSeq and is a predicted model, not a curated record. The transcript is spliced from 6 exons. Bases 542 to 12217 code for a protein of 3891 amino acids. NCBI's taxonomy places the organism in Eukaryota, Metazoa, Arthropoda, Insecta, Lepidoptera, Nymphalidae.